Messenger RNA from Gigantopelta aegis, 1270 nucleotides. RefSeq lists its product as uncharacterized. Lineage: Eukaryota; Metazoa; Mollusca; Gastropoda; Neomphalida; Peltospiridae. The coding region runs from base 79 to 696 and encodes 205 amino acids. The transcript is spliced from 5 exons. The record is from RefSeq and is a predicted model, not a curated record.
AUUUAUUUAUUGAGCAACAACAAAGCUAUUUACUAUUUAAAAGUCGGGACUGCCUAGGAAGAGGUCUCCCUGUUAAAGAUGGAGAAACAAGGCCGUUCGUUUGACGCAGAGUUCCAGUCGUUGGUUCUCAGUCUGCACAGACUGGUGAAAAUCAUGAACUAUUUAACUAGUUUUUCCGAGACAGAUCUUCACCAUGCGACCAGACAAAAAAUGGAUGCUGAAGCCAUGUUACAAUAUAUAACAUAUGAUAUCAGGCAGUUGAAAGCUACACUUUCGCAAUAUCAGCAAGAACUUUGCGUUCCAUGCCUGAACACCAAACAAAACAAAAUGGAAGAAUUCAUAGCAUCCUUUGAGACCCCAAAAGUAACAGAAACGGAUUCUAAAGGAACCACGACAAAGAAAAAGCCAAAGCAGACAACCACAACACCACCACUGACAUCUGGGAUGAAGAUUCGCUUAAGAACGCUGACUGAAAUGGCCAAAGAUAUUGGGCGGCAGGAGGAAGAAUCCUCCCACAUAAGGGAUCUGGUCUCCAUGGUUGAACUUCUCGAGGAUCUCACCCACUCUGUAGCCUUAGAGUUAGCCAUAGACAGGGGCGUCGACAGACAAAAUCCAUCAGCCCAUCAGUGUGAGUUGGAUUCCCACAGAAACACCAAGCAGGGUGCCUCAAAUGCGUAUGGAUGUACAAUAAUAUAAUUGUCUGAUGCUGUUGCUGGGACUUGGAACCUGUGGCACCGAAUUGCCGGCACGUUGCAGUCUUAAUUGCCACCACACGCUCUCAGCUAUAUAUCUAUUUAUGUAUGUAUGUAUUUAUGUAUGAAUGUAUUUGCCAUAAGCUUGUGUGAUAUAUUACAUUCGUAUCAUCUAUCUAGUAUAUGUGUAAAUAUUGUAAGGCGAUUAAUCAGGGCACCCUAACACUGUAACAAUUGUCUGGGGCAAUAACAAACAAGAUUUAAAUAUGAAAAAAAGAAAAAAGAAAUUCAUUAGAAAUGCAUCAGCCACAUUUGUAAAUGUAAAAAAGAAUAUAAGAAGAAAUAAUCAUACAUUUAAAUCAGUUUGUAUAACUGGUAGAGAAUGUAUAGAUAUUUUAUUUAAAUUGUGUAAAUUGGUUAGGGAUAUUGUACUUUAUAACAACCUCGCACAUGGAUAGCAAUAACAACUGAAAAUAGGGUGGUGCAUUUUCAAUAUAAGAGUUGAGUAUACAUUCUUUGUAAAUAUGUUCUUUGUUAACUUGUUCCUAAGAUAAUAAAGGAUUUGUCAUUGAAAUACA